GGUGACGUGGGGCUGUUUCUGCGGGCACAGCUGCAGCACUUACCGGAGUGGAGGCAGGGCCCAGGCAGCACUGCCCUCCAAGAUCUUCCCUUGGGCUUUUCAGCAGUAAGGGGUCAUGCACCCUAAGGGCCUCCACUUGGCCUGACCUUGCUGCGGGGGCUCUCUGUCCCCAGGAACAGUGGAGAUGGCAAGCUUAUCGAGACCCUCUCUGCCCAGCUGCCUCUGCUCCUUCCUCCUCCUCCUCCUCCUCCUCCUCCUCCUCCAAGUGUCUUCCAGCUAUGCAGGGCAGUUCAGAGUGAUAGGACCAAGGCACCCUAUCCGGGCUCUGGUCGGGGAUGAAGUGGAAUUGCCAUGUCGCAUAUCUCCUGGGAAGAACGCUACAGGCAUGGAGGUGGGGUGGUACCGCCCCCCCUUCUCUAGGGUGGUUCAUCUCUACAGAAACGGCAGGGACCAAGAUGGAGAGCAGGCACCUGAAUAUCGGGGCCGGACAGAGCUGCUGAAAGAUGCUAUUGGUGAGGGAAAGGUGACUCUCAGGAUCCAGAAUGUAAGGUUCUCAGAUGAAGGAGGUUUCACCUGCUUCUUCCGAGAUCAUUCUUACCAAGAGGAGGCAGCAAUGGAAUUGAAAGUAGAAGAUCCUUUCUACUGGGUCAGCCCUGGAGUGCUGGUUCUCCUCGCGGUGCUGCCUGUGCUCCUCCUGCAGAUCACUGUUGGCCUUGUCUUCCUCUGCCUGCAGUACAGACUGAGAGGAAAACUUCGAGCAGAGAUAGAGAAUCUCCACCGGACUUUUGAGUCCUUUGGUGUUCUAGGACCCCAGGUUAAGGAACCAAAAAAGACAGGGCAAUUCCUUGAAGAGCUAAGUAAGUUCUCUUCUCUCUCUUAUAAGCAGAGAAUAAAAAGCCAGGAAAGGGAAACAGAAGCAACAAGAGGAAGAGGGGUCUAUUGUGGGAUCACAUUCCCAGAGGAAAGGAGGAGCUGGAGAGCCUGGGUGGAGGGAAGACUCCUCCUGGGAGGUAGAGGGGAAAGAGGCCAGCUGUUAGAGACACAUUUACAGGUGGCAGAGAAGCUGGAGGCACUCCCAUCUGCCACCUGAUUCAUUCCUCCUUCACUGCCCCUAAGCAGGAAUCUCACCCUAGCUGGUCUCAUUGCCCAUUCCACAGCAACUGCCCAGUGCCUCACCUCUCAGAUCAACCAUUGAGGCAGGAAUAGAGACAAGAUGACCCCAAGGGCUUUUCUUCUCCCUAGUUCAAUGGUUUUAUGAUACAUACUACUGACAUAGGUUUUUCAAGUUAUUUUCUCCUUCUUCUAGGAAAUCCCUUCUGAGUGAUGUCACAUCUUGGCAGGGGUGGAGAAGAGCCUGGUUGCCCAGGGAUUGGUCCUUGGGGACAUCUCAUCCAUCAAGUUGCACACUCACUGGCAUCUUUGCUAUGGGGACAUUCCAAUUUGCACUUUCAGGAACACUCUGAAUUCCAAGUAGAAUUGAUUUCUCUUCUUCUGUCAUCUACCUUUUCUCUUCCUUCAUUUUCCCAUUUUUAUUACCCUUCUUUCCAUUUCUCUCUCCAGUCUUCCACCUGGAAGCCCUCUCUGGCUAAGGACAGGCAGGUGCCCCUCUCUCCAUCAGAGGACACCUGUACUGGAGAGCAACACAGGAUGGUCUCUGCCAUGAACUGGAGGCCAGGAAUCUCCUCACUGAAAAUUACAGUAUGAUAACUUUGCAAAUGGUGGUUGUUUCUUCCAAGACUCCAGCCCUGAUUGCGCAAAACUGAGAGGCAUGUGAAGGGAAGGAAGAGGAAGAGUGCAAAACAUUGAAGAGAGAGCUGAGUGAGCUGAAGAGUGAGGAUAUGGGUAGCUCCAACCCAAACCUGGAGAUGGGGGGAAACCUACAGAAUACUAGCCAGAGCUCCACCUUGUCUUGGUAGCCUACUAGGGACCUGGGGAAGCAAAAAUGAAAGCUGGGCAACAUGCCUGCUUUAGAAUGUUUUCCUUCUACUUACACAUCUUCCACAGGUCUCAGAAUCUUUCCUUCCUCUCAUCCUUUUCCUCCUAUCUUCAUAUCUAUCAGAGUAUCCACUGUUUAUUCAACAACUACUACUUGAUGGUCAGACACAAACAAGCUAGGUGCUAAUUAAUAACGAUACGAGUUUUGGCCAGGCGCGGUGGCUCACGCCUGUAAUCCCAGCACUUCGAGAGGCCGAGGUGGGCGGAUCACGAGGUCAGGAGUUCGAGACCAGCCUGGCCAACAUGGUGAAACCCCAUCUCUACUAAAAAUACAAACAAUUAGCUGGGCAUAGUGGUGGGCGUCUAUAAUCCCAGCUACUCGGGAGGCUGAGGCAGGAGAAUCGCUUGAACCCAGGAGGCGGAGGUUGCAGUGAGCUGAGAUCGUACCACUGCACUCCAGCCGGAGUGACAGAGUAAGACUCUGUCUCAAAUAAAUAAAUAAAUAAAUAAAUAUAAUACAA
Molecule: messenger RNA, 2456 nt
Organism: Symphalangus syndactylus (siamang)
Lineage: Eukaryota; Metazoa; Chordata; Mammalia; Primates; Hylobatidae
Gene: MOG
Product: myelin oligodendrocyte glycoprotein
Biological process (GO): T cell receptor signaling pathway; regulation of cytokine production
Cellular component (GO): external side of plasma membrane
Molecular function (GO): signaling receptor binding
Source: RefSeq, a predicted model, not a curated record